Zingiber officinale is the source of this 2028-nucleotide messenger RNA. RefSeq lists its product as uncharacterized. Lineage: Eukaryota; Viridiplantae; Streptophyta; Magnoliopsida; Zingiberales; Zingiberaceae. The transcript is spliced from 3 exons. The coding region runs from base 444 to 1880 and encodes 478 amino acids. The record is from RefSeq and is a predicted model, not a curated record.
UCACGCCCUCUCCUCUCUAUUUCUCCCCUCUCCUUCUCUUCUCAAGAGCAGCAGUCCUCUCUCCUCCACUUCGUUUGUUUUUUUCCCCUGCUCCUCCACUUCUCAAGAGCAGCAGCCACCACGGCAGCCUUUAUUUUUCCUCUUUCCUUGCUCUCCUCACAUCUCGUCAGCAUCCGCCGGAGCCUGCAGGAGCUAGCCGAGGCCACCAGGGAAGAGGGAAGAGGGAAGAGGGAAGAGGUGCUUCUUCCUUUCCUUUCAUGCACCGUCCCAGCAGUUUUCUUCAUUUUUGUUUGACUCAUCCGUAACAAAAGGUCUCUUGUUACAGUGACCAUCACUCCUUUCAUUUCCUCUUCGCUGUCGUCUGUUUAGAUAUUUGCACAAAAUCCAAACAAGUUCUCUGCUCUAUCUACUCCACGGACGUUGCCUGAGCUAGUUAGACAUAUAUGGCCACUGAUCAGCCGCAAAUCACCCUCAGAGUCUUUGUGAACAAGACCAAGAACUGCGUAGCUUUUGUCGAAUCGGACUUGGAUUUCGUGGAUGUUCUCCUCAGCUUCCUCACGCUGCCUGUUGGCACCGUCGUCCGUCUUCUCAACAAGCAGUCCUCCUUGGGUUGCUUCGAUAAGCUUUACCAAAGCGUUGAACAGCUGGAUGAGAAGUACCUGGUGACGGCAGCGUGCAGAUCGAUGUUGACCAACCCAGUGAAUUCAUCUGGUGUGCGAUGCCAGAAACUUAGGAUUAAUAUCGAUGAAAUGGGAGAAUUAUAUAAAUGCCCUUCCGCUAACUGCCGUCAUCGUCUUACCUACAGCUAUUAUUCAGGCCUCAAAUGCCAGUGUGGUCGUUACAUGAAUGAGGCAAUUAGUAAUGAUCUGAAUCGAGAUGAUGUUAAUUAUGAAGAAUUACAUGGCGUAUUCAUCCAAGGGGAUAAAUUUGUUGUUACAGAUUCUCUUUGUAUAGCUUUCGUCGAGGACCUCAUCUCGACUUUAAACGAGUGUGGUAAUGGUGAUCGUAACCAGAUGGAAGAGAGAUUGGUAAAGAUUGAACGAGAACAGGUUUUACAUAUUCUUAAAAGGUCCCUCAUAUCCAACACUCCGCUAACUGAUGUUUUAUUGCACAAUGGAGAAGACAUGACGACGCCCAAGGUUUCAGUCCCUUCCAUUGAAAAAACAGUUGAAAGAAAGGCGUUUGAUGAGGAGAAGAAGAUCUACAAACUCAACAUGGUCCUUACUCGUAACAAGGUGUUGUAUGCUGUGGCGAGUCAGGAGUUCGUUGAUUUAAUUUUCAGUUUUCUCACAUUUCCAUUGGGUUCUCUGAAGAGGCACUUGGGCAGUCGAUUCCGGAUUGGAUGUCUGGAUAACUUGUAUGGUAGUGCAGAGCGUUUGCGGUCAUCAGGUUACUUGGUUGCAGGCUGCGAAGAGAGACUGCUUAAUCCUAAGCUUGCGCCAUAUUUCAACUGCAAGAAUCAAAUCAUUGGAGUGGGGGAGGCAGAGCGAGAUAUCUACCAUGCAUGUUCCGUCUGCUACUGCAAACUAAGCGACACGAGUUUCUACUGCAAAUCAUGUUGCAGAUAUUCAACUUGGGCAGAACUUAUAGACCCCAAAAGUCAACCCAGAGGAAUAAUUUCUUCAUCUGGAAGUUAUUGUCAGAAAUUAAUAACGUACAUGGUGACCGACGAACUCGUAGUCACCCCACUAUCCCUCACAGAUGCCAGGUCAUAUCACUACGAAAUCUCUGAUCCAAUAAAGAUGGCAGAGUUGGGCGUAGCUGAAGAAGAGGUUCUUGAUUUUCUUGCUGUUGCUUUGGCGUCCAACACAGCGCUAACAGACGCCUUCUUAGCAAGGACUGUUGGUGUGUUCACUUCGGUGGACGUGAAGGGUGAAUGAUCCAUGAGAAGGAGAACAGAGGAUGGAAGGAGAGGGUUGGUAGACGGUAGUAGAGGAAAUUAAGAAACUGAUCAAUAAGUUAUCGUUACAUUUUGUCAGUUGUGCUCUCGUUUAAUUUCAUAUCGGAAGAAUUAUCGUUUUAGUUUAA